Molecule: messenger RNA, 1756 nt
Organism: Capsella rubella
Lineage: Eukaryota; Viridiplantae; Streptophyta; Magnoliopsida; Brassicales; Brassicaceae
Product: protein PIN-LIKES 3-like
Exons: 10
Coding region: 426-1628 (400 amino acids)
Biological process (GO): endoplasmic reticulum to cytosol auxin transport
Cellular component (GO): membrane
Source: RefSeq, a predicted model, not a curated record
AUAUUUUAGUUUAUGAAACGAUUCGCCAGAAGAUAGAUGACAACAAAAAAAGGGUUGAUUUAAAAUCAACAUCGUUCGUUGUUCUUUACCAUACGAUAAACACUAUGCGACAUCUCCACUCCACAUCUUCAGCAAGAACCACAAAGUAACAUGGCACGUUUCGUAGUCGUUGUGACUUAAGGCAUGACGACAGUUCCGAUAUAAAUUUUGUAUUCUCUUCUCACUAUACGAGUUGGUGGUUAUCAUAAGUUGGACUUCAAAAAGGAGCUAGCUAGGAAUUUAUUGUACGUUGGUUUUUUAUUUUCAUACAGAACAGAACAGUUCUUUCUUUAGAUCUCUCUCUCUCUCUCUCUCACACACACACACAUAGACACUUCCUUUUAACAGAUUAUAGCUUUGGAAGAAUAGAAAAAUUGGAAGUAGAGAUGAAGCUUUUGGAGUUGUUCAUCGCUUCAUUGAAACCAGUUGUGGAGACUCUGUUGAUAAUAUCAGUUGGAUUUUAUUUGGCUCUCGACAGAGUCGACCUUCUUGGUCAUGAUGCUCGCAAACAUUUGAACAACAUUGUCUUCUACGUGUUUAGUCCUUCGCUUAUUGGAAGCCGCUUAGCUGAUAGUGUUACAUACGAAAGCUUGGUGAAAAUGUGGUUUAUGCCGGUUAAUGUUCUGCUCACAUUCAUCAUUGGUUCGUUACUCGGCUGGAUUGUUAUUGUCAUCUCUAAGCCUCCUUCGCAUCUUCGUGGUCUCAUCGUUAGUUGUUGUGCUUCUGGGAAUUUGGGAACCAUGCCUCUCAUUAUUAUCCCAGCCAUUUGUGAAGAAAAAGGAGGUCCAUUUGGUGAUCCUGAGAGUUGUGCGAAAUAUGGAAUGGGUUAUGUCACACUCUCCAUGACUAUAGGAACGGUUUACUCAUGGACUUACAUAUACAAUCUUAUGCGUGUGCUAUCGGCCUCUCCCGUUAUACCUCAACAUUCUGUUGAAUCCAACUACAACAGCUGCAAAGUCCCACUAGUUUCUUCCAAGGAAGAAAAAGAAAAAGAAGAAGAAGACAGCCAUCAUAAGGUUGGGAGAUGGGAAAAAUUCAAGCGAAGAGUUGCUUCUCUGUCAGAGAAUGUCGACCUCGGGUCAAUAUUUGCUCCAGCUACUAUUGCUGCGAUUAUCGCGCUUGUGAUCGGGCUCAUUACUUCUUUAAGGAACCUAAUAAUCGGCACUGUAGCGCCUCUCCGUGUGAUUCAAGACUCAUUAACUCUAUUGGGAGAUGGUGCCAUUCCUGCUAUGACCUUGAUAGUUGGAGGAAACCUACUCAAAGGAAUGAGGAGCUCAGGAGUGAGGAGUUCAGGGAUGAAUAAGUCCAGCAUCAUAGGCGUCUUGGCCGCACGUUACAUUUUGCUGCCUAUAAGCGGUGUGUUAAUCGUGAGAGGAGCAUAUAAGUUGGAUUUAGUUACCUCAGAACUCUUGUACCAAUUCGUUCUUCUUCUUCAGUUUGCUGUCCCACCAGCCAUGAAUCUAGGUACAAUGACUCAAUUAUUUGGGUCUGGGGAGAGUGAAUGCUCAGUGAUUAUGCUCUGGACUUACUCUUUGGCUUCGAUUUCACUCACGGUUUGGCCCACAUUCUUCGUGUGGCUUGUGGCUUAAAUCCCCAUACCCGUUCAUGUUAUACGUAUAUCCUUUUUACUGAAGAAUUGUUUUUAGACUUCCAGAUGACUGGAUCAAGCAUAGUUGCGAAUUUUUAUAUAUUUAAACGUUAAAGCCGUUGAUACAAA